CUAGGCCCAGUACCAGUGGAGAGCGAGAGAGAGGGGCCGGGCCGACACACACAGAGCGGCAGAGCGCCCACGCCGCAGCAGCAACCAACCAGCCCACCCCCUAGGAGCCGCCGCCGAAUUGGGUGCGUUCGCGGGCGCCGCCAUGGAGAGGGAAGCCACGGUCGCCUUCUACCCGCCGGCGCCGGCGCCGCCGCAGCAGCGCCCCACGCCCGCGCAGCCGCUCUCGGCCCGCGCGCCGCCGUCCGGCGUCGUGGGGCGGGGAGGAGGCGGAGGAGGGGCGGGCAGGCAGUACCGCGGGGUGCGGAUGCGGAAGUGGGGCAAGUGGGUGGCCGAGAUCCGGGAGCCCAACAAGCGGUCGCGGAUCUGGCUCGGCUCCUACGCCACCGCCGUCGCCGCCGCGCGCGCCUACGACACCGCCGUCUUCUACCUCCGCGGCCGCUCCGCGCGCCUCAACUUCCCCGACCAGCUCCUCGACGGCGCCCCCGCCGCCGCGCCCGGGGACCUCACCGCCGCCGCCAUCCGCAAGAAGGCCGCCGAGGUCGGCGCGCGCGUCGACGCGCUCCACUCCGGCGGGAUCGGCGUCGUCGCCCCUCCGGCCCCGCCGUCGCCGUCCCAGCGCCGCCGGCCCAAGAACCCCGACCUCAACCGGGAGCCCACCCCCGACACCGACGACGACGAGUAAACCCCCGCCGAUUCUUCAGUUCUCCUCCUCCGACCACCACCACCGCCUACAUACCUAGUACUAGUGCGUCUUAAUUAGUCCUUAGCAGCAAUCAGCAGCGAGCUAGCUAGCAGUAGCAGAGCAUCAACCAUCUCAGUGAGCAAGAAGGCAUGGGGAAGCAAGCGUGGAUCCGACACGCAAGGUGUUCGGUGAAAUGCCGGGCGAGCUCGGGGGCCGACCCGACCAAUAAUGGAGCCGCGACGUUGCCGUCAGCUCGGCCAGGGGGUUACUAAGUAGGGCCUGGACUGUCAGCGACGGCGAGCUUGGUAGCAGUAGACUCGGGGCGUGUGAGUGCGUGCGCGUGCUUGGGCAUGGGCAUGGGCAUGGGCAUGCAACUAAGCAAGGUGCAUGGCCAUGUACCUACAACCUGCAGCAGAUAUAAGAGUGUUUGUAAAGGAAGAAGAUACCGGCAAACAAAAACUUCAGGAAUCAUUCCAUGCA
Messenger RNA from Triticum dicoccoides, 1162 nucleotides. Its product is annotated as ethylene-responsive transcription factor RAP2-1-like. Gene Ontology annotation, biological process: regulation of DNA-templated transcription. Bases 143 to 682 code for a protein of 179 amino acids. Lineage: Eukaryota; Viridiplantae; Streptophyta; Magnoliopsida; Poales; Poaceae. The transcript has a single exon. The record is from RefSeq and is a predicted model, not a curated record. Gene Ontology annotation, molecular function: DNA-binding transcription factor activity; DNA binding.